Messenger RNA from Mus pahari (shrew mouse), 603 nucleotides. RefSeq names its product family with sequence similarity 162 member B (gene Fam162b). Bases 51 to 533 code for a protein of 160 amino acids. Lineage: Eukaryota; Metazoa; Chordata; Mammalia; Rodentia; Muridae. The transcript is spliced from 4 exons. The record is from RefSeq and is a predicted model, not a curated record.
GAUCUGGAGGAGGCUGGAGCUCUCCAGAGGGCGACUGUGGGCUCCAGGGAAUGUGUAAGAUGCUCUGCGUCCGCAGCAGUGUUCUGCGACUAGGCUUGGGGUUCACCAUCCACCACGCUCCUCAAAUCAUCUCCCGCUGGCCAGGAUGGAGUUCCCGGGUCCCCUGUCACCCCUGUAGCUCCAGCGGCCAGAAUCCCAGCGGCUUUGAGCCCUCAGAGAAAGUUCACAGGAUCCCCGCCCAGUACAAGCCUUCGAAAUUCGACAAGAAAAUUCUGCUGUGGACCGGGCGUUUCAAAUCUAUGGAGGAGAUCCCAUCUCUCCUACCGCCUGAAAUGAUAGCUGUUUCAAGGAACAAGGCUCGAGUGAAAGCUUGUUACAUAAUGAUUGGACUCACGAUUGUUGCCUGCUUUGCUGUGAUUGUUUCUGCCAAAAGGGCUGUGGAACGGCAUGAAUCCUUAACAAGUUUGAAUCUGGCAAAGAAAGCUAAGUGGCGUGAAGAAGCUGCAUUGGCUGCACAAUCCAAGUCUAAAUGAUGCUUUAGGCUAAACAGUGUCAGUGUACUCACUCAAGUGCCAUUGCUAUUAACCACAAAAUAAACUAUGG